CGGGUCUCACCACGACUCCUGUCUCUCAACUCUCCCCCAUUUCUUUUCUUCGUCUCGAAGGUAAAACUAAAAAACAAUCAACUUGUAAAACAAAAACUCCGUUCUCUCUCUCUCUAUUUCAAGAAAUUGACAAUUAUAUCGGGAAACCCUAAAAGAUGCAAGAAGCAGAGCUUCACGAUUUAUCAGACGAUGCCGAUUAUGCAGCGUCUCAACAACAAGGAUCAGCGAGCAUGAUGCGGUGCGACAGUGGGAAAAGAAGCUCGUCAAGUGAACCGGAGGGAGCCCAAAUUGUUUAUUUGAAGGAUAAUGUUACAAUUCAUCCUACUCAGUUUGCCUCUGAACGGAUCAGUGGAAGAUUAAAGUUAAUUAAGCAAGGCUCUUCUCUCUUCAUGACAUGGAUUCCAUACAAAGGACAAAUUACAAAUGCUAGACUAUCUGAGAAAGAUAGAAAUCUUUAUACCAUUAGAGCGGUGCCAUUUGCUGAUGUGAAAUCCAUUCGGAGGCACACUCCAGCUUUCGGGUGGCAGUACAUUAUUAUUGUUCUGUCAUUUGGACUUGCAUUUCCUCCCCUUUACUUCUAUAAUGGAGGAGUUCGAGAGUUCCUUGCUACAGUCAAGCAACACGUUUUACUUGUGAGGUCAGCUGAAGACUCUAAUGUAUUUCUUGUUAAUGACUUCCAAAAUCCUCUGCAGCGAACAUUGUCUUCAUUGGAGCUACCAAGGGCAGUUUCCGUGGUUAGUGUGCCAUCACCUCUUCCAGUUGAGGAGUCUACUUCACAACAAAAUGAAGAGAGAACUGAUUUAAGUGCUAGUAUUCCUCAAUAUAACAGAAGGCAGAGGCAAAAGGGUCAUGAUCCUGCUCGAGACAUUUCAAUUCAAGUUUUGGAGAAAUUCUCUCUUGUAACGAAGUUUGCCCGAGAAACAACUUUGCAGUUAUUUCGCGAGACUAAUAACAAUGAUUUUGGUCCUUUAGAGAGGAGAAACUCUAACCAGUCUACCCUUGAUUAUAGUCGCAAACCAUCUGACUAUGAUGUGGAUGUUCCUAUUCAACGCCCCGUUGAACCAGAUCCUCUUGAGUUUGACAAACUCUCACUACUGUGGGGAAAACCCCGACAACCACCACUGGGGUUGGAAGAGUGGACCUCAUUCUUGGAUUCAGAAGGGCGAUUGGUGGAUCCAAAAGCUUUAAGAAAAAGAAUAUUUUAUGGAGGAGUUGAACACAAAUUUCGUAAAGAGGUCUGGGCAUUAUUGUUGGGAUAUCAUACAUAUGAAUCGUCUUAUGCUGAGAGGGAGUAUGAAAAGUCCAUAAAAAGGACAGAAUAUGAGACUAUAAAAAAACAGUGGCAGAGUAUAUCUCGUGAGCAGGCAAAAAGAUUUACAAAAUUCAGAGAGAGGAAAGUCCUUAUAGAGAAAGAUGUGGUUAGGACAGACAGGUCACUCUCAUUCUAUGACGGGGAUGACAAUCAAAAUGUUAAAAUUUUACGUGAUAUUCUCUUGACGUACUCCUUUUUCAACUUUGAUCUUGGCUAUUGUCAGGGUAUGAGCGACCUGCUAUCCCCAAUUUUGUUUGUCAUGGAGGAUGAGUCAGAAUCAUUUUGGUGUUUUGUUGCACUGAUGGAACGCCUUGGGCCCAAUUUUAAUCGUGAUCAGAAUGGCAUGCACUCUCAGCUUUUUGCAGUAUCUAAGCUGGUGGAGUUGUUAGACAGCCCUUUACAUAACUAUUUCAAGCAGAACGAUUGCUUGAAUUAUUUCUUCUGUUUCCGCUGGAUUCUGAUACAGUUUAAAAGGGAACUUGAAUACGAGGAAACAAUGCGAUUGUGGGAAGUAUUGUGGACGCAUCAUUUGUCGGAGCACCUCCAUCUGUAUGUGUGUGUAGCUGUCUUGAAGCGCUAUCGAAGCAAAAUAAUCGGAGAGCAAAUGGACUUUGACACCCUCUUGAAGUUCAUCAAUGAGUUGAGUGGGCAGAUUGCCCUUGAUGCAACCCUCAGGGAUGCCGAGGCUUUAUGUAUAUGCGCUGGGGAGAACGGAGCCGCCUGCAUCCCACCUGGAACUCCACCCUCAUUACCGGUUGAUGCUGGUUCAUUCUAUAACCAGCAAGAUGAUGAUGUACUGUAAUUGUCAACCAUCCCUUUUCCUGCAAAAAGGUAAUUGUUGAAUUUAGUUCAGUAUUAUCUCAUAGUGUGAAACCAUUUCAUUCUUCUUUUCCUUUGUCCCCCUCCCCCUCCCACACACGCGCACACACAAAAACAAAAAAAAACAAUUAUUUCUAGUGGAUUGGAUGAAUCAAUGUAUUAUAUGUUUUCCCUUGAUACGG
This is a messenger RNA of Hibiscus syriacus, 2313 nucleotides long. RefSeq names its product TBC1 domain family member 17-like. NCBI's taxonomy places the organism in Eukaryota, Viridiplantae, Streptophyta, Magnoliopsida, Malvales, Malvaceae. The record is from RefSeq and is a predicted model, not a curated record. The transcript has 15 exons. Gene Ontology annotation, biological process: activation of GTPase activity. Gene Ontology annotation, molecular function: GTPase activator activity. The coding region runs from base 156 to 2114 and encodes 652 amino acids.